AUGGCUCCUGUAACCCAAAACGGGGCAAAUGAAAGGCCUUCCUCGGCUGACAACCGCAGGUCUAACAAGUUACGCAAACUUAUGGUAGAAAAAGUAAGGAGGGACCGCAUCAAUUACAGCAUCGAGCAAUUAAGAACUCUUCUGAGGCGAGUAGAGCAAAGUGACGUGCAGACCUCCUCCUCCUCCUCCUCCUGCUCCUCCACCAAGCUGGAGAAAGCCGACAUUUUGGAGAUGGCGGUGCGUUUCCUGAGGGAGAGGGCCUUGAUGGCCUGUAGCGCUGCGCCCAACUACUCUCAAGGUUUCUCCCAGUGUCUCCAGGAGACCCUCCGGCAUCUGUCCCUGCACGCCCCCCUGCGGCCGGCUGAGAGAGAGGAGAUCAAACGUUUCUACGUGCUACAGAGAGCCGCGCUGCAACAGCAGCUGUCCGCCGAGAAAGGCCGCAGGACUGUGGCAACGAAGCCUCCUCCGUCCCGGACAACGUUCCGGUCCCACGGCUCGCUGUGGAGGCCGUGGCUCACGGACAAAUAA
Molecule: messenger RNA, 528 nt
Organism: Lampris incognitus (smalleye Pacific opah)
Lineage: Eukaryota; Metazoa; Chordata; Actinopteri; Lampriformes; Lampridae
Product: transcription factor HES-5-like
Exons: 2
Coding region: 1-528 (175 amino acids)
Biological process (GO): regulation of neurogenesis; regulation of transcription by RNA polymerase II; anterior/posterior pattern specification
Cellular component (GO): nucleus
Molecular function (GO): protein dimerization activity; RNA polymerase II cis-regulatory region sequence-specific DNA binding; DNA-binding transcription factor activity, RNA polymerase II-specific
Source: RefSeq, a predicted model, not a curated record